CAAACAUUCAGCAUUUCUAUCUUAUUCCCAAAAAUGAAAUGUUCGUAAUUAUCAUCGUAUGAGGAUAUUAUUACUCCGCAAACCAAACGCCCUUAAAAGAUAACGUUUUUAAGAGUGGCCUUUUGUUUGCUAAGUGCUCCGGCGUCAUAGAUUUCGUCUCGCCCACCAUUUCUCCCAAUCCAUUGCUUCGAUUCCUUGUAAAUUUUCCAACGAAUGGAUUCAUCCGUUGAAAACUCAGUAGAGAGAUUCUCCCUUUCUGGACUUGCCCCACUUGAAGCUGUACUGCUUGAUAUUGAUGGAACUCUAUGUGAUUCUGAUCCUUUCCACUACGAUGUGUUUUGUGAAAUGCUUCAAGAGUUAGGAUACAAUGGCGGGGUCCCAAUUACAGAGGAAUUCUAUAUUGAAAAUAUUGCUGGCAAGCACAACGAUGAUGUCACCAGGACCCUCUUCCCUGACUGGGUUCUUGAGAGGAGUCUAAAAUUUAUGGAUGAUAAGGAAGCCAUGUUUAGGAGAUUGGCAUCAGAAAAAUUGAAGCCUGUAAAUGGGCUUAACAAAUUGAGAAAAUGGAUUGAAGAUCGUGGCUUGAAAAGAGCUGCUGUUUCUAAUACUCCAAGAGCUAAUGCUGAACUCAUAAUCUCAAUUCUUGGCCUUUCUGAUUUCUUUGAUGUUCUGAUUCUUGGCAAUGAAUGUCCUCAUGCCAAACCACAUCCAGACCCCUAUUUGAAGGCUCUAGAAGUGCUAAAAGUAUCGAAGGAUCACACUUUCAUAUUUGAGGAUUCUGUUUCGGGGAUAAAAGCUGGGGUGGCGGCGGGGAUGCCUGUUAUUGGUUUAACUACAGGAAACCCUGAAGAGGUACUCAUGGAAGCACAGCCAACAUUUCUUAUACCAGAUUAUGACGAUGCAAAGUUGUGGGCAGCUUUAGAAGUGUUUGAUGGAAAAUGAGGUGCACAGGCAAUUGAGGCUGGUAGUUGUUCUAGUAAAAUGACUAGAAAAUUCAAUGGAAAUUGAGAGGGUUUGUUGAGUAAUUAAUUAUGUUGCAGAGGAGCCUCUAGCUCUCAAUGUAAGUUGGAUGUGGAACCAUAAAGUUACUGUCUUGACCUGGAGCAUAAGAUCGGCCUACUUUGAAUUUACAUGCAUACAAUUUUGAAUUAA
This is a messenger RNA of Malania oleifera, 1152 nucleotides long. Its product is annotated as haloacid dehalogenase-like hydrolase domain-containing protein Sgpp. The record is from RefSeq and is a predicted model, not a curated record. NCBI's taxonomy places the organism in Eukaryota, Viridiplantae, Streptophyta, Magnoliopsida, Santalales, Ximeniaceae. The coding region runs from base 214 to 942 and encodes 242 amino acids. The transcript has 5 exons.